AUGCGUGCCGUUGGCUGGCGCUUCCCUGAGCAGGGUCUCGAGACGGUUGACUUGAAGUGGGCACCCUUCUCAGUCGUUGCUGAAGCGAAACGUAAAGAUUUGUGA
Messenger RNA from Verticillium alfalfae VaMs.102, 105 nucleotides. RefSeq lists its product as hypothetical. The record is from RefSeq and is a predicted model, not a curated record. The coding region runs from base 1 to 105 and encodes 34 amino acids. NCBI's taxonomy places the organism in Eukaryota, Fungi, Ascomycota, Sordariomycetes, Glomerellales, Plectosphaerellaceae. The transcript has a single exon.